Messenger RNA from Solea senegalensis (Senegalese sole), 1555 nucleotides. RefSeq names its product isocitrate dehydrogenase (NAD(+)) 3 catalytic subunit alpha (gene idh3a). Gene Ontology annotation, molecular function: NAD binding; isocitrate dehydrogenase (NAD+) activity; magnesium ion binding. The transcript has 12 exons. Bases 56 to 1225 code for a protein of 389 amino acids. Gene Ontology annotation, biological process: tricarboxylic acid cycle; isocitrate metabolic process. The record is from RefSeq and is a predicted model, not a curated record. Lineage: Eukaryota; Metazoa; Chordata; Actinopteri; Pleuronectiformes; Soleidae. Gene Ontology annotation, cellular component: mitochondrion.
CGAAGAAGCAGGAAGUAUCCACCACUCCUGCUGCAGUGUCGACCUUGGCUAGUUCAUGAUGGCAGGGAAAGCAUGGAGGUCAGCGAUUCUUAAUCUGCUAAGACAGUGGGGUUUAUCAGGCAAUGCCAAGGAUAAACUCAAGGCACAGGAAGUAUCACAGGUGGUUGGAGUUUUGAUGAGAGAGACUCCACAGCCCAGGACAUUCAUCCGUGGGAUGCAAACUGUUACUUUAAUUCCUGGUGAUGGAAUAGGGCCAGAGAUAUCCUCUGCUGUCAUGAAAAUAUUUGAAGCAGCUAAAGCACCUAUUCAGUGGGAAGAGAGAAAUGUUACUGCCAUUCAAGGGCCUGGUGGAAAGUGGAUGAUUCCCCCUGAUGCCAAAGAAUCAAUGGACAGGAACAAAAUUGGCCUGAAAGGCCCUUUGAAGACGCCAAUAGCUGCUGGUCAUCCCUCUAUGAAUCUGCUGCUUAGGAAAACCUUUGAUCUCUAUGCCAACGUGCGUCCCUGUGUGUCCAUUGAGGGCUACAAAACCCCCUACACUGAUGUCAACCUGGUCACUAUCAGGGAGAACACGGAGGGGGAAUACAGUGGAAUUGAACAUGUGAUUGUUGAUGGAGUUGUACAGAGUAUUAAGCUCAUCACAGAGCAAGCCAGCGAACGCAUUGCAGACUAUGCUUUUGAAUAUGCCAGAAACAAUCAACGAGCUAGUGUUAUUGCUGUUCAUAAAGCCAAUAUCAUGCGUAUGUCAGAUGGUCUUUUCCUGCGGAAAUGCAGAGAGGCUGCUGAAAAGCACAAAGACGUGAAAUUCACUGAGAUGUACUUGGAUACUGUGUGUCUCAAUAUGGUACAAGACCCCACACAGUUUGAUGUGUUAGUGAUGCCAAAUUUGUAUGGAGACAUCUUAAGUGAUCUUUGCGCUGGACUCAUUGGAGGUCUUGGUGUGACUCCCAGUGGGAACAUUGGAGCCAAUGGGGUUGCCAUAUUUGAGUCGGUUCAUGGAACUGCACCAGAUAUAGCAGGUAAAGACAUGGCUAACCCCACCGCCUUGCUGCUCAGUGCUGUCAUGAUGCUGCGCCACAUGGGUCUGCACGGCCACGCGAAGAAUAUAGAAACUGCCUGCUUUGACACCAUUCGAGACAAAAAGGUUCUCACGAAAGACCUGGGUGGAAACUCCAAGUGUUCAGAAUUUACUGAUGCGAUAUGCCAAAGAGUGCGGGAUCUGGAGUAAAAAGAUAUUAAUGUUGCUGUGAGAUAAUUGUUGGUCUCUGUAUUUCAUCAUGCCAUGUUGUUAUCUGUACAUUAUAAGCAAAAUAUGUAUUUUAAAAAAAGACUCAGGGCUUGAGAUUCCUGAGUGUUUAAUCUUUUCUGCACACUUCAAAGCACUGUCUUAAAACUAUGGACCAUCAGCAGCCGUAUCUUGUAUGUAUUUAUUCUAUAACAGCUUAAUCUGUGGUGGAUAUUGUCUAAUUUCUUUUGGUUGUAUUAAGCCUGCUUUAUCUUACGUAUUUGACAUCAUCAUUAAACACAUGGUAUAGAUGCUACUGUUUUGCAUCCUUCA